AUGGGUUCUACCAGAAUGCUACAAACGAGUCUCCCGUACAAGCGUGUUGUGGAUCUGGCCUUCAAGAAGUUCAAACCUACAAAGUUGAACCCUUCGAGCCCGUCAAACCCAGUAGUUGUGAACUUACAUGGGCUUUUCGGGUCAGGGCGAUCUUUCUCGGCCGUAGGCAGAAGAAUGGCUCAAGAUUUAAACACUGAGGUGUACAACUUAGAUCUCCGAAAUCAUGGCCAGUCACCAUUGGCGAGACCCUACAACUACCUCACACUAACGGAGGACGUCGUGAAUUUUUUGCACCACCAAUUUGGCGGGGAAAGGCCUAUUUCUAUUGUCGGCUUUUCGUUGGGGGGCAGGGUCGGGUUGCUAACAACUCUGUCGCGCAGGAUCAACAUCGUAAAGUGCAUAUCAAUUGACAUGCCUCCAUACAGAGUAUCAUCUCUCAGCGAUGUCAUCAUGCAGAACUACAGCACUAUGCUCAAACUCUGUGAUAGAACUCUGAGGGUUGAGAAAGGCGUCAAAAGCUGGAAAGACGACAUCCUCAAGGUUUUUCGAGCUUUGCCCGCAAACACUGAUCCGGGAGUUGCCCUGUACUUUGCCCAGGGGUUUUUGGAAGUCAAGAAAAAUGAAGAACCUUAUGAUCCAGCUACAGACGUCGACCCUUACGUCGAUUAUAAAUUACCACUAUGUGAGAUGACAGAUCUAAUAGAUAUUGUGAAGGAUUGCCCAGCAAUAGAAAUGCUAGAACCGGGAAAAUUCAAACGCACAACUCAAGCAUCUGUUCUUUUCAUGCGCGGCCUCCAGUCUCCCUUAUUUCGUGAUUCGUUCAGCGCAUUGAGUGACUUCUAUCCUAACCACUCGGUGGUUGAAUUCAAUACGGGACACAUUAUUAUGAAUGAAGCGCCUGAGCAAUGCUAUAAAUCGUGCAUCGAGCAUCUGAAAGAUUAG
Messenger RNA from Lachancea meyersii CBS 8951, 942 nucleotides. The record is from the annotation of a GenBank genome assembly. NCBI's taxonomy places the organism in Eukaryota, Fungi, Ascomycota, Saccharomycetes, Saccharomycetales, Saccharomycetaceae.